GUGAGGGAAACACGUUUGGCGUCAUCGACAAGCACGUGACCGACUCGAUUCUGCGCAGUGCGCAUCUCGACGUGGCAUGUGAUGAGAGGAUGCAAUGCUGACCAAAUUUGAGACGAAAUCGGCUCGAGUGAAGGGUGUCGCAUUCCAUCCCAACAGACCGUGGGUUCUCUCCAGUCUCCACAACGGCGUCAUCCAGCUAUGGGACUACCGAAUGUGCACGCUCAUCGAUCGCUACGACGAGCACGACGGACCCGUACGCGGCGUCGAUUUCCACUGUAAUCAACCGAUAUUCGUUUCGGGAGGCGACGAUUACAAAAUAAAGGUGUGGAACUAUAAACAGAAGCGAUGCUUGUUCACACUGUUGGGUCAUCUGGACUACAUCCGCACUUGCUUUUUUCAUCACGAGUAUCCGUGGAUUUUGAGUUCCUCUGAUGAUCAGACCAUACGCGUUUGGAAUUGGCAGUCCCGCAAUUGUCUGUGUGUGAUUACAGGACACAAUCAUUACGUCAUGUGUGCACAGUUUCAUCCCAGUGAGGAUCUCAUCGUCUCGGCAUCUCUUGACCAAACCAUCAGAGUCUGGGACAUAUCUGGUCUUCGAAAGAAAACCGCUCAGCCAGGUCUUGGUGGACUAGAAGAGCAGAUCAAGGGGUCAGCACAGACCGAUCUUUUUGGAUCUUCUGAUGCUAUUGUGAAGCAUGUGUUGGAGGGUCACGAUCGUGGAGUCAACUGGGUGGCGUUUCAUCCUACAAUGCCACUAAUCAUAUCAGGAGCAGACGACAGACAAGUAAAGCUCUGGAGAAUGAACGACACGAAAGCAUGGGAAGUGGACACAUGCAGAGGUCAUUAUAACAACGUAUCAUGCGCUCUGUUUCAUCCUCGACACGAUCUAAUUCUUAGCAAUUCAGAAGACAAGAGUAUUCGAGUAUGGGACAUGUCUAAAAGGACUAGCAUUCAGACAUUUCGGAGAGAGAACGAUCGUUUCUGGGUACUCGUAGCUCAUCCUACACUCAACCUGUUUGCUGCCGGGCACGACACGGGGCUCGUCGUGUUCAAGUUAGAACGCGAGAGACCACCGUACGUCGUCCAUCAGAACAAACUCUACUACGUGAAGGAUCGCUACUUGAGACUGUACGAGAUGGGAACGUCGAGAGACGUUGCUGUAAUGCAGCUGAAGAGAAACGGAGGGUCGUAUCGACCUCCUGUCGCUACGAUGUCUUACAAUCCAGCCGAGAAUGCCGUGCUGUUGACUACGAAUACUGGAAAUGCUGAUAGCAGCUCGUAUGAAUUAUACAACAUUCCCAAGGAAUUUGAUAGUGCAAAUCCGGAUGUUGUGGAAUCAAAGAGAUCAAACGGUAUUGCUGCUGUGUGGGUGGCUCGUAACAGAUUUACGGUGCUGGAUCGGCAACAACAAUUGAUUGUCAAGAAUCUGAGGAACGAAGUGGCAAAGAAGGUCCAGGCACCGAAUUGUGACAUGAUCUUUUAUGCUGGGACUGGCAACUUGUUGCUUCGUGACAACGAGCAUGUUACACUCUUUGAUGUUCAACAACGAAGAUCGUUAGGCAAAGUGAAGAUGAGCAAAUGCAAACACGUGGUGUGGUCGCCUGAUAUGUCUCACGUUGCUCUCAUUGGCAAACAUUAUGUGAUUAUUUGUAAUCGGAAGCUGGAAGUGCUGGCUACUAUUCACGAAAGCGUGCGAUUGAAGAGUGCUGCGUGGGACGAAAGUGGAGUGUUGGUGUACAACACGAGCAAUCACAUCAAAUAUGCUCUCAACAAUGGAGACAAUGGUAUUAUUCGAACUUUGGAUUUGCCAAUCUACAUGGCUCAAGUCAAGGGCAACACAGUGUACUGCUUGGAUCGAGAAUGUAAAACUCGAGUUCUGAGUAUUGAUUCAACUGAAUUCAACUUCAAGCUGGCGCUUGUCAAUCGAAAAUACGACGAGGUUUUACACAUGGUUAGGAAUGCCAAGCUAGUUGGUCAGGCUAUUAUUGCUUAUCUGCAGAGGAAGGGAUAUCCAGAGGUUGCAUUACACUUUGUGAAAGACGAACGAACGAGAUUUGCAUUGGCUCUUGAGUGUGGUAACAUCGAGGUUGCGUUGGACUCUGCACGAGCUCUUGAUGAUAAGGAAUGCUGGGAGAAAUUGAGUGACAUUGCUCUAGCCCAGGGUAACCAUCAAGUGGUUGAGAUGGCGUAUCAGCGGACGAAGAAUUUUUCUCGACUUUCGUUUUUGUAUCUGAUCACGGGAAACACGGAGAGACUGCGGAAAAUGGUCAAAAUUGCUGAGAUAAGAAAAGACUCAGCUAGUCAUUUCCACAAUGCUCUCUUUGUUGGUGACAUUCGAGAGCAGAUCAAGGUUUUGCGUUCAACCGGCCAAAGUCCAUUGGCUUACUUGACUGCCGUAACACACGGUCUUACAGAAGAAGCACAAGAGAUUAAACAGAAUCUUGGUGAAGAAGAGCUGGCAAUAAAGGUUCAUCCUCGGGCUAAACUGCUUCGGCCUCCACCUCCAAUACUGCAGACUGACACUAACUGGCCGCUGCUGACAACAACGCGGUCGUUCUUUGAACAGUCUGUGACGUCUAGGACAUCAGGAGGACCGAAGCUUGUUGCCACUUUUGAUGCGGAUGCGAAGGUGGAAGGAGGAUGGGAAGAUGACGAAGAAGUGAUUCUUGAUGAAGAAGGUUUACCAGCCGAUCUUGGUGAAGAAGUUGACGAAGAAGGUGGUGGAUGGGAUGCCGGAGAUGAUGAUCUGGAGUUGCCCGAUUUGGAGCUGGGUUCAUCCACUGUUGGCGAAGGUUACUUUGUGCCGCCUACGAAAGGAAUGACUCAAGCUCAAGUGUGGUGCACCAAUUCACAGUUUGUUGCUGAUCAUGCAGCGGCUGGAUCUUUAGAGACGGCUAUGAGGUUGCUUCACGAUCAGAUCGGUGUUGUCAACUUCACACCUCUGAAGCCUCUAUUCAUGCAAGCUUAUUCGACAGCGAGAACCAGUUUUGUUGCAUUGACCAGUCUACCGCCACUAUUCGGCUAUCCUCACAGAAACUGGCAAGAUGCCGGCGCCAAGAAAGGUCUCGCUGCUGUCGGACUUCAACUGGGAACUCUUGUUCAUCGUCUGCAGGCAGCGUAUCAGUUGACAACACAAGGCAAAUUUAGCGACGCCGUGUCGAGAUUUAGACACGUGCUACACAGUGUGCCGUUUAUUGUCGUCGAGAAUCGUCAGGAAUUGACCGAAGCUCAGCAACUGAUCGGCAUCUGUAGAGAGUACAUACUGGGUUUGUCGAUGGAAAUAUCGAGGAAGGAGCUGCCAAAGACAAGCUUGGAUGAUCAGAAGAGAAGCUGUGAGAUGGCUGCUUACUUCACACACUGCAACCUUCAGCCAGUGCACCUCAUGUUGGCACUCCGGACAGCACAGAACCUCUUCUACAAGCUAAAGAACUUCAAGACAUGUGCCUCGUUUGCUCGUCGCCUCCUCGAACUGGGACCCAAACCGGAAAUGGCACAACAGACUCGUAAGGUUCUUCAGGCGUGUGACAAGAAUCCAAUUGACGAACACAAACUGCAGUACGAUGAGCACAACCCUUUCACAAUAUGUGGUACAAGCUACAAGCCCAUCUAUCGCGGGAAAGACUGCGCAAAGUGCCCGUUUUGUGAAUCUACAUUUCUACCAACAUACAAAGGUGGAGUGUGCGCAGUGGAUCAGGUUGCUGAAAUAGGAAAGGACACGAUUGGGUUGAGGCUGAGUCCAACCCAGUUCCGUUGAUUAGACAUAGAGAUCUGAUUUUGACUUCAAUUAGUUGCUACUCAAUUCACCGUGUUUCACACAAAAUUUAAUUUGUGUUACAGUUGGGCAACGGUAUGUGUGGGAUAGUGAGCAAUCUGAUGGGUAAGACCUGCCGUUCA
Corticium candelabrum is the source of this 3894-nucleotide messenger RNA. Its product is annotated as coatomer subunit alpha-like. The transcript has 36 exons. The coding region runs from base 95 to 3754 and encodes 1219 amino acids. Gene Ontology annotation, molecular function: protein binding; structural molecule activity. The record is from RefSeq and is a predicted model, not a curated record. Gene Ontology annotation, cellular component: COPI vesicle coat. Lineage: Eukaryota; Metazoa; Porifera; Homoscleromorpha; Homosclerophorida; Plakinidae. Gene Ontology annotation, biological process: intracellular protein transport; endoplasmic reticulum to Golgi vesicle-mediated transport; intra-Golgi vesicle-mediated transport.